This is a messenger RNA of Solea solea (common sole), 3915 nucleotides long. RefSeq names its product vascular cell adhesion molecule 1b (gene vcam1b). Lineage: Eukaryota; Metazoa; Chordata; Actinopteri; Pleuronectiformes; Soleidae. Bases 196 to 2658 code for a protein of 820 amino acids. Gene Ontology annotation, biological process: dendrite self-avoidance; axon guidance; homophilic cell-cell adhesion. The transcript has 10 exons. The record is from RefSeq and is a predicted model, not a curated record. Gene Ontology annotation, molecular function: cell-cell adhesion mediator activity; integrin binding. Gene Ontology annotation, cellular component: plasma membrane; axon.
AGUGUUUCACAGAUCACACACACACAGGGGGGGUCGAGGGCGUUUGUUUAGCUGGAUUCACUGUCUUUUCAUUCUGUGUCUCACUGAAAUACACAGGCACAAAGAAGACACUGCUCUUCACUCCGUCACCAGCUCUUCUCUCCUUUACAAGCUCUUCACUCCUUCACCAGCUCUUCACUCCUUCAUAGAUUCAUCAUGUCUCCUUUCAUGUGCAGCAGCAGCAGCUUCAUCACAGCUGUGUUGCUGAUGUCGUCGUCGUGUGUUCAGAGUCUCCGCGUCGACGUAUUUCCCAGAAUGCCUCUGUUCGCACUGGGCGAGCAUCAUCAGCUGAUCUGUUCUCUUCACGACUGUCCCACGAUGCCGAGCUUCUCAUGGUCGCUGCUGGAGGACCGCCCCCUGACCGCCUCCAUCAGCACCAACGGGACUCGGUCGGUGAUGACCUUUGACCCGGUGCUGCCAGAGCAUGAGGGGGCGCUGUUGUGCAGGACGGUUUGUGGAACAGAGAAGAAGCAGAUCAUCACCAAUGUCCGGCUUUUCUCUUUCCCAUCAGCCCCGGUGAUCAGGGGGCCGAACCAGCUGAGGCUGGGGGUGGAGUCAACAUUGACCUGCCAAUUGUCUGAUGUUUACCCAGCGGAGCUGCUAAACCUCACCUGGUCUACCGGGGACAGAAUCCUGCAGAGUACGCUUGGAGAACCUGGAUCCAGUUCAGUCCAGUCUGAGCUCAAGUUCACUCCUCAGAACCAGGACUCUGUAUUGAGGAUCAACUGCAGGGCCACCCUGGAUCUGCUAGAACUGCCAGAGGAGACCAGGAGCAGAGAGAGCAGCGCCUCCUUUAGGAUCGUAUAUGCUCCAGUUGUGAAGUGGAUCUCAGAGUCUACAUUGGUGAUGGCGGGUUCGCCCCUCACGCUCUCAUGUUUGACGGAGGGAAACCCAGAACCGAGUGUCCACUGGACCGUCAGGACAGCGGAGGGCGGGACUCUUCCUGGACGUAGAGGACAACAGCUGGUCUUCACCCCGGUCAGUCUGUCCAACACCGGAACCUACGAGUGUGAGGCCAGAAACAGUGAGGGACACGUGAGCGCCGCUGUCAACGUGACCGUUCACGCUCCACCCACCAACACAUCAAUCACAGUGAGUGCAGGUGAGGAUGUGGUGGAAGGUCAGCAGCUGGACUUCACCUGCCACUCAGAGGGAGCUCCGCCCACCACACUGGUGCUGAGGAGAGAAGGGGUGGAGCUUCAUAGAACUAACCCCACCUCUUCCACACUCUCCUUCCGACUUUCAUCUGCACUUGUAGAAGACUCCGCCCACUACCAGUGUGAAGCCACGAACCAGUACGGUUCUCAGCUGGUGUCCAGAUCCGUCAGGGUCAAAGUCCACCCUUUGCAGGUGCAGGUGAGUCCACAUGUCUCACACGCAGAGGUUGGUGCAGUUCUGGUCCUGACCUGCAGAGCCUCUGGAUGUCUACGCCCCCUCACCCUCACCUGGAGGAGGACGCAGCAGGAGGACGGGACUGUCCUCCAGAGGACGCAGCAGGAGGACGGACUGUCUCUACUCCAGCUGAAGGACCUGGACCUCCAGGAUCAGGGGGGUUACAGCUGUGAGGCUGAGUGUGACUCCGUCUUCAGGACCAGAACCACCUGGGUCCAGGUCUACUCGUUUGUUUCUGACCCGACUGUGAAGAACCCCGGUCCUGUCCUGCUGGGUCAGGAGGCGGUCCUUCAGUGUGAUGUCAUCAGUGUGUUUUCAAACAAUCAGCUCAGGAUCCAGUGGCUGAUGGAGAACAUCACACUGUCGUCACAGUCCUUCAGCUUAUCUGAGUCUCUGCACAACGUCUCGUCUGUCCUACAGUACCACGUCCAAGUGGACCGACCCGUUCUGACCUGCAGGGCGGAGCUACUGACGCAGGACGGAGACGUGUUGAAGUUCAGGACCACCAGUGUCCCUCUACAUGUCCACUAUGCUCCGAGGAGAACGUCCAUCAUGGUGAGUCCAGGUGAGGACGUGGUGGAGGGUCAGCAGGUGGACAUCACCUGCCACUCUGACGGAGCUCCGCCCACCACAUUGGUGUUAAAGAGGGAAGGGGUAGAGCUUCACAGGACUGACCCCGCCUCCUCAAUGCUCUCCUUCAGUCUCUCAUAUGCCCUGCUGGAAGACUCCGCCCACUACCAAUGUGAAGCCUCCAACCAAUAUGGAUCCCAGCUGGUGUCCACCUCCAUCAGUGUCAAAGCUCCUCCCAGAAACACCACAGUGCUGGUUCUGCCGUCCACUGUGGUCCAGGAGGGUCAGAACGUCACCGUGUGCUGUUGGACCAUCAGUUCUCCACCAUCCACCAUGAUUCUGAAGAAACUGACCAACGGAACCGAGAUGUUCUCCUUCAACGGAACCUUCUUACUGGUCAACGUCAGCACCAGAGACUCUGGUCUGUACCAGGUCAACGUAACCAAUGCGCUGGGACACCAGGUCCAAGUGUUCAGGAUCAAUGUCAUCACAGAGAGAAGCUCCGCCCCUCUUCCUGCGAGCCUCAGCGUGGUCGUCAUCGUUAGUGUCUGUGUUGUGGUGGUUGUAGCAUCAUCUGCUCUGCUGCUGGACCACCUGAGAAGAUCCAGGAAGACAGGGUUCUAUCAGCUGCCUCAGUCUCCUCCACCCACUGCCUGAGUGCUGAUGCACCAACCAUGUGACUAAUUUCCCAGCAUGCUCAGUGGUCUGCAGCUGGGAAUCAGAACCUUCUGGAACAUCAGAACCACCAGAACAUUCAGAACCACCAGAAUAUUCAGAACCACUAAAACCCUCAGAAUCAUAUGUGACGCGCACAUCCCUCGUGUCAAAGUGCGCGGAAGUAUACAAGGGCCUUUACAAUCACCAGAACCUUCUGAACCUUCAGAACCACCAGAACAUUCAGAACUAAUAGAACCUCUAAUACCAUAAACCACCAGAACCUACUGGACCGUCUGGACUGGUGUUCUUCUCUCUGUUCACGUCUUCAGCCUGAGACUCGUUUCUCUUUCUCUCUUUAGUGAAAGUCUUUAAGACACCUCAGCUGGUAACCAUGGAGAUGUCUCAGCUGGUAACUAUGGUGACACUUUCAAAGCUGAGAAAACAUCAGAAUCAAAAACAGUGAGACCGAAGAAAUGUGUCUGUCUUUUGGUCUCAUUGUUUCUCUGUCUGUGAGUGUCUGUGUGCUGAUGUUGUCUUGUGUUUAACUUGUGUCCUUCGACUGUUUCCUGUCUCUGUCUUAGUGACACUGAGCUAAUGUUUUACUGAGUGACCUCUGACCCCUGGUGGACAGUGACAGUGUUGCAGAUUCAGCUAAAACUGUGUGUGUCUGUGUUUCUCUCUCUCUCUCUUUGUCUCUCUGAGUGCAUUUGUCGUUCUGUGUCUCUGUCCAGUCGAUAUUAUUUUUUUCCACUUGUGUCUCACUCACUGUGACCUCUGACCUCUGGUGUGUAAGACCUGCUGCACUAUGUCUUUUUAAUGCUCUGGAAUUUCCUGCUGCUCUCUGUUUCCUCUCUGAUCCAAAUGGAUCCUGAUCCACAUUCUGAGGAAGCUCUGAAUCUGGAUAAUCAAUGUAACUGCCUGUGAAGAAGAUCCUGGUCCUGGUCCUGGUUCUGUUCCUGUUGCUGGUCCCAGUCAUGCUCCUGUUCUGGUACAGAAUAACAGAUAGAGACCAAUCACCAUGACCUUCUGUCAGUAUGUCCCCAUAGUAACCAUGCAGUUACCACGGUAACCAUGGGCACUAUCGUUACCAUAGUAACUUGAGUUACUACUAAAAAGACCACUGAUGUAGAUAUUUCAAAAUAAAGGGCUCAUGAUUUUACUGCCCCUUUCAUAAUAAAAGUCUUGUUGUCAUCACUGAGCAGCUUGUAGUGACAGUGCGACAGAUAUUUUCAAAAUAAAAGUCUUUCAUUAAAAGAU